UGGCUUUACAAAAACAUUCCUCGGAACAGAAAUAAAGUUGGGUCUGGAACUCUUACCAGAACAACCAGAACCAUGAUGUUGAGAAAAUCAGAAGCAAAAUUUUCCAACCUUCACAACCGGUUCCAGAAUCCUGCUGGAUUUGCAGCCCUACUGGAGAAGAUAAAAAUGGAAUUAAGUCACAGUCUAAUUUUGAAUGAAGCAGCUCUAAAUCAACUGCCUGAGAACAAGAGGCCUAUUUUUAUCUUCGAAUGGCUGCGGUAUCUGGAUAAACUCCUCAUAGCAGCUCAAAAGUCUGAUAUCAAAGAGUGUCAGAAGAAAUUAGUAGACCAGUUAAUGCAACUUAUUCAACAGUGCCCAGGACCUCCAACAAGACAACUGAUCGCUCACUGCUUGGCCACCUUAUUCAGUGUAGGGGACACAUUUCUACUCUUUGAUACUGUCAACCACUGCAACGACAUUUUGAAGAACAAGGAUGACUCCUCUAGCUCUACAACCACAAAACUUGCUGCUAUCAGCUGUGUGGGAAGCAUGUACGAGAAGCUGGGUCGGAUGAUGGGGAGAUCCUACGAAGAAACAGUUCAGAUGCUCAUUAAAUCAUUGCGGAGUGCAGACUCUCAAAUGCGAGUUGAAAUCAUGAUGACUCUGGAAAAGGUUUGUUGUGGUAUGGGCAAUGCAAUAUCGAAUGUACAUCGUGAAAUCUUCAAGGCUGCCCGCUCCUGUUUAGCAGAUAGGGUUAUGGCAGUGCGUAGUGCUGCUUCCAAGUGUUUACUAGAAAUGCUGAAGCAUGCACCAUUCAUGUACACUGUUGAGCUGGAAAAUCUGACGAGUUUAUGUUUCCGGGCGUUUGACGGCUCCAGUUAUGAGGUACGGUGUAAUGUGGCGAAGCUUCUCGGAACUUUAAUUGCAACCACACAACUUCCGAAUAAUAAUCAGUCUAGCUCUCAAAAUAAAAACGUGAAGGCCACUUCCUUGGAUGAUGCCCUCAAUCUAUUAAUGUCUGGAUUCCUACGUGGAGGAACUGGUUUCCUAAAAGGCACUGGAGAAAUAAUCAAAGGGAGCUCAACUGUCAACAGAGAAGUUCGCGUUGGCGUAACUCAUGCAUAUGUGUCGUUCGUUCAAACUCUAGGGAGCACAUGGCUGGAACGGAAUUUAAGUAGUUUGCUGAAUCAUAUACUAGAUGUUGUUGCCAACCCGAAAGCUGCCUCUUCUCACGUCGAUGCUGUAUAUUCACGCAAAUGUAUCAGUUUCAUUCUUCGCAGCACGCUAGGUCGCAUGUUGGGCGAGAAAGCUCAGACAUCCGCUUGUAAAGAGUUAGCUCACAUUGUUACAAAACAAAUGUUGACCAUUGACUUUAACCCAGAAAAUGCCAAGGAUUGUAAUCAGGAAACCCUUUUUAGCCAACAUUUGCUAGUUUGUGCACUCCAUGAAAUGUCAUGUUUGAUUUUUAGUCUAGGGACAACUGCCAGCAAUAUUCUUUUGGAUCAAAAUGCAAAAGGUGGAGAUUUGCUCGGUGCAGCAUAUGCUGUUUUGUCCCAUCCAUGCCAGGCUGCUCGGCUGGCUGCAGCAUGGUGUCUCAGAUGUAUUUGUGCUGCCAUUCCUAGCCAGUGCACUCCUAUGAUAGAUCGAUGCUUGGAAAACAUAGAAAAUCUAAGGACAUCUCCAGAAGCAGUAUCAGGAUACAGUUCUGCUCUAGCUGCUGUUUUAGGAGGAGUCAAGCUUUCUUCUCUAGGAGUUCCUCACAAUAAAGGAAAAAUUAUCUUCAACUGUGCGGAGGAGUUGUUGCGAAGCGCAAGCCAGAAUAGUCGAUUAUCAUUGAUUAGAACUCAAGCCGGGUGGUUACUUAUUGGAGCUGUGAUGACAUUAGGAGUGCCUGUCGUUCGAGGUUUGAUAGCAAGGAUGCUUCUUCUGUGGAGGAACAGUUUUCCUCGAUCCAGCAAAGAAUUAGAAUCUGAAAAAGCUAGAGGUGAUGGCUUCACCUGGCAGAUAACGCUGGAAGGCCGAGCAGGGGCUCUAUCAGCAAUGCACAGCUUAUUGAUUCACUGCCCCGAGUUGGUAACUGACGAUAUCACCAAACGUCUUCUCAUACCAAUUGAAUCAGCCCUAGCAAUGUUAACAAGCAUAUCAUCUAUAGUAAAAACUUAUGGUCAACAUCUGAAAGCUCCUGCCGCCAUGGUUCGUCUAAGACUCUAUGAGACUUUAGCCUUGAUUCCGGCCCCAGCUGUUGAAGGAUCUUAUACUCAUUUACUUCGGCUGCUUGUAGCUGAAUUGACGCUAAGUGAAAAUCCAGCAAAUACAACAACCUCUCUCCUCCCUAUUACAUGUCAUGCCGAAGAUUCUGUAAUCCUUGGAUCCUGGCUACAAGACUCUGAUCAUCGUUCGAUUGAGUGUCAGUUACAGUCAAUGAGUGCCGCAGGGUCUGGAGCUCUGGAACACGAUCAUUGUUGCCUCUAUCGAUCGUUAGUGAAUGGUGAAAAUAUCCCUGGACCGCUACCUUUAGGAGUUGCUGUGAUUGAUGCCUCUGUUACUUUAUUUGGCAAGAUAUUUUCUUGUGUUGCCAACAAGCAUCGUCUGCAAAUGCUGGAUCAUUUCUCUGAGUGCAUCAAACAAGCCAAAUCGUGUCGAUCUGAUGCAGUUGCAACGAACGUUUUUGCUGCACUGCUCAGUGGUUUCAAAAGCCUCACAGAAACAAAAUCUGGCAUUGGACACGAGGAUAUAAAAAAGGCAGCAUUUUCACUAAUCACGACAACUCUGACCAGCAAUAAUCCAAUGCUCCGCUGUGCCGCUGCAGAAUGUUUAGGAAGACUAGCUCAGGUUGUUAGUGAUGCACGCUUCACAGCUGAGACUGCUCAAAUGAGUUUCGAUCGACUGAAAUCUGCACGAGACGCUGUUUCCAGAACUGGCCAUUCUCUAGCUCUAGGUUGUCUCCAUAAAUUUGUUGGGGGGCUUGGAUCCUCUCAACAUUUAAACACAAGUGUAUCAAUUCUCCUUGCUCUCGCACAAGAUUCAGCCUCUCCAGUUGUUCAGGUUUGGUCUCUUCAUGCUUUAAAACUUAUGGCUGAGUCAGGUGGUCCAAUGUUCCGAGGCUAUGUUGAACCAUCUCUAUCCUUGGUUUUGAGACUUCUGUUGACUGUUCCUCAAUCACACGUUGAUGUGCAUCAGAGUAUGGGGAAUGUGAUCUCAGCCCUGAUUACAACUGUUGGACCAGAAUUACAAGGAAGUGUGAGUUCAGUUUGCCUAGCUCGGACAUCUUUCCUAUGUGCAUGUGAAAUCAUGCAAGGUCACUAUCAUCCCUUGGUUCAAGCGGAAGCCAUCUCCUGUUUACAGCAGUUGCAUUUGUUUGCCCCAAGACAUGUCAAUUUAUCGUCCUUAGUACCAACAUUAUGUGUAACGUUGUUCAGUAAGCAUUUAUUGUUGCGGAAAGCAGCUGUAGCCUGUCUACGACAAUUGGCACAGCGAGAGGCCAAACAAAUCUGCGACCAAGCCUUAGCAUUUUUUGCAGAAAAAAGUUAUUUUAAUGGAGAAGAUUUUUCAAUGCCAGAUUCUGGGCUUCCAGGAAUUUUAUUUGGUAUGCUAGAUUUGGAAACAGAUGCUCAGUUGAUAAAAGAUAUUCAUGAUACACUGACAAGUAUGCUACAAAUAAUGGCAGCUGAAAAUCUCUCUCUAUGGUUGUCGCUAUGCAAAACUGUGCUCACAGUUGCAUCAGACUCUAUAACUUGUGCUGAGUCUGAAAAAGUUGAACUCUGUGAAAAAUCAGUUGACAAAGAAGAUGAGGACGAAGAUGAUGAUCAUGUAGAAUUCACAUCCACUGAGGAAUCAAAUAGAGCGCUCAUACAACCACGUUGGCCCACGAGAGUUUUUGCUGCUAAAUCUGUACGGAGAAUGUUACACUCAUGUGAACUUGCCAGCCCUGCUCAUUUUGAACUUAGUUUAGCUAAGGAAAUUCAGUUGACAAAAAGUAGAGGUGACUUUUUGGUCCUUCAUUUAUCAGAUUUAGUGAGGCUUUCAUUCAUGGCGGCAACUAGUGACUGUGAUCCUUUGAGACUGGAAGGUUUAAGGCUCCUGUACGAUGUUAUAACAAAAUUUGCCAAAGUUCCAGAACCAGAAUUUCCCGGACAUCUUCUGCUGGAACAAUUUCAAGCGCAG
Bemisia tabaci is the source of this 4143-nucleotide messenger RNA. The record is from RefSeq and is a predicted model, not a curated record. Lineage: Eukaryota; Metazoa; Arthropoda; Insecta; Hemiptera; Aleyrodidae.